CAUUGAAGGCUGAAUGCCAAACGCGCGUGGUCUCUCGAUGAGUUGUUGAAAACAAUUUAUAAUGCCAUUCAUUCCAUUUUUGAAUUAUUUAUGAAGUGAUGAUAAGAAACGUGCAAUAAGCAAAUAUAUGAAAAAUAUUGCCUUUAUAUACAAAUUACUGAAUGUGCAUGAAGUCUCAUGCAGAGUUGUACAAAAAACUAAAAUAAAAUAAUAUUUUAGUUUUCAAUUAAAAUAUCACAACUUUUUUUCAUCAGGGACUGUGAUUAAAAUGUGAUUGUGAUUCUGUGGUGAACGAUUCUCAUAAAUUAAGUGAAAAGUAAACAAUUUUUUUUAAAUCCAUAGACAAAGGAAACACAAUUAACUUUAAUUUUGAAUUUUAUUUACUAACGGAUUUUACAGACCUGAAAUGUUAGUUUGUUGUAUGAUGGUAUAGUAAGUUAUUUAGUGUAAAUAAAAAGUUUUAAAAGUGGUGUGCUUAGUGACGAUUGAUCAAAAAUGAAGUUCAAUCUACCAGCUUCCCUAAUCCGGCAGUAUGCUGUGGUUAUUACAGUGAAUCUCGGAGUAGUGACGACAGGAAUGAGUCUGGCAUGGACGUCGCCAAUGCUCGUGAAGUUGCGGAACGAAACGGAGACCCCAUUGUCCAGGCCGAUCACAGAGGAUGAGGGGUCUUGGAUUGUCUCUGGGGGGUUCUUGGCUGCUAUAUUCAGUAUUUUCUUAGGAGGAGUUCUGUUAGAUGCGAUAGGGAGGAAGUACAGCUUCUUGCUGAUAUGCUUGCCCAAGUUCCUGAUGGCCGUGCUGUUCAUCUUCGCCACAGAAGUAUGGAUGCUCAUCGUGGGUCGAGUGAUCAUGGGCGUUGGAGACAGCUUCCUCUUCAUGGUGGCGCCUAUUUACGCCUCCGAAAUUGCUAGUAAAGAGCACCGCGGCUCGCUGGGCACGUUCAUGCAGAUCUUCUCGUGUCUGGGCAUCGUGGUGACGCUGUCGCUGGGCCCCUUCCUCUCCUACACCGCCUUCAACAUCGUGCUGGCGAGUGCUAUUGCUGCCAGCACUGUGCCAGUAUUCUGUAUGCCUGAGAGCCCAUUCCAUCUCUAUUCUAAAGGACGUACGGAAGAGGCGCUUGCAGUUCUAUUACAAAUCCGAGCGUCCGAAGCGAUAGCGAAACAAGAAUUACAAGAAUACCAAGACUCGAACAAGAAAGCCGAUAAAAUUGACAAGAAACAGUUGCUCCAGAACAGAACGUUUCUGAAAUCCUUGGCUCUUGGGUUCCUGCUUUUCGUCGGCAGUCAAAUCACCGGUUACAAUGCCAUACAGUUUUAUUUACAAACUAUUUUGGUGUCGACUAAAACUAGUGUGAAACCAGAGAUAGCUUCGGUUGUUAUUGGAGUGAUACAGGUGUUCGCUAGUUUUUGCACCCCAUUAUUUUUGACGAAAUUUGGAAGGCGGCCUGUGUUGAUUUGCUCACUGUCCGGGAUGUUUUUGGGAAUGCUUGGACUGGGGACAUUCUUCAAGCUCGCUGAAACUGGUGGCGAGAUCACAGGGAUCCUGAAUUUCCUUCCAAUCAUAUCACUGAUCCUGGUGGUAUAUUGCUUUAGUGCUGGUAUAGGUUCUUUGAGCUGGUUGGUAACUGCAGAAGUCUUCGACGGACCGUCCAGAGCAUUCGGAGUAUCGAUUGCUUUAAUGUCUUCAUUGAUAUCAAUGUUCGUAAUGACUAAAUACUUUGCAUUCAUGACUUCAGCUAUAGGCCCCGCUGCGACUUAUUGGUUCUUCAGUUCCAUGUGUGCGUUAGUUGGUACUUUAAUAGCUGUUUUCUUACCAGAGACCAAAGGAAAGACGUUUAGUGAGAUACAGAGAGCUUUGGGAGGAGAGAGCAUAGAGAUUAGUGAAAAAAAUGAUAAGGAAAGAGUGUGAUUGGUUUUCAAAAAACUAACUACCCACAAAAUUCUUAAAUGCCAUAUGUGUUUUAGUUGACACUUUAAUAGAUGUAUUCCUGCCGGAACUAAAAAGAAGGACGUUUAGUGAGAUACAGAGAGCUUUGGGAGGAGAGAGCAUAGAGUUUAGUAAAAAACAUGAUAAGGAAAGAGUGUGAUUGGUUUUCAAAAUAAGUAACUACCCACAAAAUUCUUUAAUGCCAUAUGUGUUUUAGUUGACACUUUAAUAGCUGUUUUCUUACCAGAGACUAAAGGGAAGACGUUUAAUGAGAUACAGAGAGCUUUGGGAGGAGAGAGCGUAGAGAUUAGGGAAAAACAUGAUAAGGAAAGAGUGUGAUUGGUUUUCAAAAUAAGUAACUACCCACAAAAUUCUUUAAUGCCAUAUGUGUUUUAGUUGACACUUUAAUAGUUGUUUUCUUACCAGAGACUAAAGGGAAGACGUUUAGUGAGAUACAGAGAGCUUUGGGAGGAGAGAGCAUAGAGGUUAGGAAAAAACAUGAUAAGGAACGAGUGUGAAAAAAGAGUGUAGGAAAAAUAUUUGUGUAAAUGUUGGUAAAAAUCAGAUUAAGUAGGUAGAAUAUAAUAUGACAAUGUAAUUUUCAUAAUAUUUGGAAGAUUACUGUUGAGAUAUACUUAAUAUUAUACUUAAUAAGGCUAACUUUAAGUUUUAUUGUAAUAUUUUAUUAACCUUAAUAUUAUGUUAAAAUUUGUGUUAUAAUGUACCUACCUACUUUGCAUACUUGACUAUUGAUGAAUGAAAUAAAUAACUAGAGUCGAAAUC
This is a messenger RNA of Maniola jurtina (meadow brown), 2706 nucleotides long. Its product is annotated as facilitated trehalose transporter Tret1-like. Gene Ontology annotation, molecular function: transmembrane transporter activity. Bases 496 to 1905 code for a protein of 469 amino acids. Gene Ontology annotation, biological process: transmembrane transport. The transcript is spliced from 7 exons. NCBI's taxonomy places the organism in Eukaryota, Metazoa, Arthropoda, Insecta, Lepidoptera, Nymphalidae. Gene Ontology annotation, cellular component: membrane. The record is from RefSeq and is a predicted model, not a curated record.